Molecule: messenger RNA, 1071 nt
Organism: Malus domestica (apple)
Lineage: Eukaryota; Viridiplantae; Streptophyta; Magnoliopsida; Rosales; Rosaceae
Product: ras-related protein Rab7
Cellular component (GO): vacuolar membrane
Molecular function (GO): GTPase activity; GTP binding
Source: RefSeq, a predicted model, not a curated record
GAUCGCUCACAAAGAAGUACAGGUCAGCUCCAGGUUUGUAUGACCAGGGAAGUCUAACAAGACUUGCACGCUCCGACCAUCUUCUCUCUUCUUCUGUGACAGAGAGAAACAUCUAGAACCAUCCCAACUCCUCAGAUCGUUCAAAAUUCUUUUCUCAAAACGAUGCCGUCCCGGAGAAGAACGCUCUUGAAGGUCAUCAUCCUCGGCGACAGCGGGGUGGGGAAGACUUCUUUGAUGAAUCAAUAUGUAAACAAGAAGUUUAGCAAUCAGUACAAGGCGACAAUCGGAGCUGAUUUUUUGACCAAAGAAGUGCAGUUUGAAGACAGGCUCUUCACCUUACAGAUCUGGGAUACAGCUGGCCAAGAACGAUUCCAAAGCCUUGGUGUAGCUUUUUACCGUGGUGCUGAUUGCUGUGUUCUUGUGUAUGAUGUGAAUUCAAUGAAGUCGUUUGAUAACCUUAACAACUGGAGGGAAGAAUUUCUCAUUCAGGCAAGUCCUUCAGAUCCAGAAAACUUCCCAUUUGUCGUUAUUGGAAACAAAAUUGAUGUAGAUGGUGGAAAUAGUAGAGUGGUUUCAGAGAAAAAGGCUCGAGCUUGGUGUGCAUCGAAAGGAAAUAUUCCAUACUAUGAAACCUCUGCAAAGGAAGGCAUUAAUGUGGAAGAAGCUUUCCAGUGCAUAGCAACGGAUGCUCUGAAGAGUGGGGAAGAGGAAGAAAUAUACUUGCCGGAUACGAUUGAUGUUGGAAGCAGCAAUCAGCCAAGGUCAAGCGGAUGCGAAUGUUAAAUAUUGAACCCGAAUUCUUUUCCAGUAAAAAAUAAGUCAUCUUUGGAAGUAUUUAUUGGUAUGCAUGGGGUGACACUGUACAUUUGUGUUUGUGUGGGAAACGAAUUGGUCUCCUCAUCAGUGCUCUUUCAGCUAGGUUGUAUGGUGCCUUUCCUUCCAAGUUAUGUUUGAUUUCAUCCCAUUGAUAUCCAAUUAUUGUUAUAGAACUGGUACGGUGUUGCAACAUGUAUUUUCAGGAGAAUAACGCAGUUUUCAUUAAAUCGUAAUGAGUUUCGUGGAUUGAUUACA